Molecule: messenger RNA, 576 nt
Organism: Mitosporidium daphniae
Lineage: Eukaryota; Fungi; Microsporidia
Exons: 1
Coding region: 1-576 (191 amino acids)
Biological process (GO): transmembrane transport
Cellular component (GO): membrane
Molecular function (GO): transmembrane transporter activity
Source: RefSeq, a predicted model, not a curated record
AUGAAAGCCGAGAACGAAUCCGGGUCUUGGGAAUAUACAUUGGGAUUGGCAAUGGGCGCCUCUUCCGCCGCGCUUUAUGCGCUCUCAAAUAUUGCACAGGAGUUGCUUAUUAGGCGCAAUGGGAUUCUUUCUUUCCUAUUCUGCCUCGGUCUUUUUGGAACUAUCGCCUCACUUGGCCUGUGUCUCUUGAUAAUCGAAAAUCCAAUCGGACUACUCCGGUCGCUUUUUGAAGAGCCUAAUGGAGAGGGGGAAGGCAUAGCGUCUUUUCUCUGUCUCAUGGGAUUUGGUGUUUCCUUGCUUCUUUUCUACUGUAUAAAUCCUCUUUUUUUGCGCGCAUAUGGGGCCACGACUUUCAAUCUCUCUCUGCUCACAUCAAUUAUAUAUAGCAGUGGCGGUACCGCCUUGUGGUGGUGGCUGGGAUGGCGGUCGGCCGAUACAGAGUUCAAUGGAAUGGGCGCCUUUCUGAUCCAGUAUGCGAUGGUUCUUGUCGCCGUGCUUCUUGGUCAGUAUCUUUUUCUCAGGAAAGAUUGCAAGCAAAAUUUGAUGAACGCUGGCCGAGUGUUCGACACAUCAUAA